AAAAUGUCAAAAAUUCAGCUUGAAUGUUGUGACAACUUCGCGGUGGAGGGUUCGCAGAAAAAUCUUCCGAAAUUUUUUUAGUAUUUUAUAGGUUUAAAAAUGUGUUUAUUUGCUGUGUGAUUGCAAAAAAAAAGCCGUGUUUAGAUAAGAAUAGUAACCAAAGUGCAAAACCAACUACAUCCAGGUUCGGUUGGCGGAAUACCAUUCGCAAAGAUGUCUCUGGAACCCUCGGCUUGUGAAGACCUGAAGGCCUUCGAACGGCGCCUCACGGAAGUUAUAGCAGCAUUACAGCCCUCUACCCUGCGAUGGAGAAUUCUCUUAUGUACCAUGUCACUGAUAACGUUCGUGGGAGCGUUCUACUGGCUGACGGAUCCCCGCACUUCGAUUGUCCCGCUAAUGGACUCACUAUGGAACCAUCCAGUAUUCACUUUUUCGACCGCUAUUCUGCUCCUGCUGUUCGUGUUUGGCAUCCACAAGCUGGUGAUGGCCCCGCAGAUCAUCACGUCUCGAACGCGAAGCGUUCUGGCCGAGUUCAACAUGUCUUGCGACGAAACCGGCAAGCUGAUACUGCGGCCGCGGCCAACCAACAACUCGCGAUAUAUCAACGGUAAUGGCGGAAGCGUCCGUAGCCCCAAGAAGACGAAACGAUAGCGCGUGGAUUGGCCGAGGUCUCGGGAGAUAUGCAUGACGACGCGGAUCAAACAGGGUUGAAGCCAAAAUGACACAAGCGAUAAUGCGAUUUCUUUUUUUUUCUGAGAGUGUGUUUGGGGUGCCAAUUGUAAAUAGUCGAUAGGAUGAUUUUAAUUGUAUUUCCCACAGUUUUUCACAUAUUGUUUGAAAAAUUACCAUUAAACGUUCGUAAGUUUUGAUCUUUCGCAUUCAGUCAAGUGUAGUUGGUUUUGAAAAAUUAUGGAAAAUAAAUACUUUUGUUCAAAAAAGGA
Molecule: messenger RNA, 941 nt
Organism: Aedes aegypti (yellow fever mosquito)
Lineage: Eukaryota; Metazoa; Arthropoda; Insecta; Diptera; Culicidae
Gene: Cnep1r2
Product: nuclear envelope phosphatase-regulatory subunit 1 homolog
Exons: 5
Coding region: 214-651 (145 amino acids)
Cellular component (GO): Nem1-Spo7 phosphatase complex; cytoplasm
Source: RefSeq, a predicted model, not a curated record